This is a messenger RNA of Podarcis lilfordi (Lilford's wall lizard), 17581 nucleotides long. The record is from the annotation of a GenBank genome assembly. NCBI's taxonomy places the organism in Eukaryota, Metazoa, Chordata, Lepidosauria, Squamata, Lacertidae.
AUGGGGAAGAGCUUCUUUCUUGACCAUCGGGGCUUGUGCUUGGCUCAGGUCUGCCUCCUUGCAUUCUUUCUUUUGCUCUCCCUUAACCAUGAAGGUAAGUCCUGCCCCUUGAAGAGGUGAAACCAAAUUUAUCCGAAAAUAGAGAAAUCCUCAGACUGCUUUCGGAGCUUUGCCAUGUAUCCUCUGCGAACUCGCAUAAAAUACAGCUAUUUAUUUUUUAAAAGUAGAAGUAGUAAAAUUAGUAUUGGUACUUUGGAAUGAGGGAGAAAUUGGAUUCACUUCAGAUUUGGACGGGAACCUACUUACCGUAUUGGCCCGAAUAUAAGCUGCACCUUUAAAAUUAGAGAAGGGAAAGGAAAAAAAUAAAAAAUACCCGAAUAUAAGCUGCUCCAUUCCUCGCUGCCCCUGGCUGUGUACUGAGCUCUCUUCCUUCCCAGCCUUGGGGGAGAGGACGGGGGACUACGCAUGGGGCAAGCACUGCUUUGCCGCUCUCCUGGAGCUGUUUGCCCAGCACUCCUGGCUGCAUACUGUAAGGUCGUGAAUAUAAGCCACACUUUAACUUUUCACAGUUGGAAUUGGGGGCGGGGGGAGGGAAAUGUGGCUUAUAUUCAGGCCAAUACGGUAUGUGACUCUUCUGCAGCAAGAUGCAAAUUGAAACACAGUUAUCCUCCAAAAUGUGCACUUCUCCCAAUUUUGUGAUGCUCUCCUCCAGCUAACCAGUGUGUUUAAAAAUGUGCAUAUUAGGGGAAAGUGUGCACAGGAGAUAAAUAUAUGAGUGGAGUUGAGAGGGAGCUGAGCGCCCAAACAAUGCCCUGACUUAGUACAUGGGACCCCACCAGCUUUUAAAAAGAGGAUACAACUGGUUUCCUUAAGGACGUUGCUAUGUGCAGCAAGGGGACGUGGGUGGCGCUGUGGGUUAAACCACAGAGCCUAAGACUUGCCGAUCAGAAGGUCGGCAGUUCAAAUCCCCGCGAUGGGGUGAGGUCCCGUUGCUUGGUCCCUGCUCCUGCCAACCUAGCAGUUUGAAAGCACGUCAAAGUGCAAGUAGAUAAAUAGGUACCGCUCUGGCGGGAAGGUAAACGGCGUUUCCGUGCACUGCUCUGGUUCGCCAGAAGCGGCUUAGUCAUGCUGGCCACAUGACCUGGAAGCUGUACGCCGCCUCUCUCGGCCAAUAAAGCGAGAUGAGCGCCGCAACCCCAGAGUCGGUCACGACUGGACCUAAUGGUCAGGGAUCCCUUUACCUUUUUAUGUGCAGCAAAGACAGAACUUUGCCACAAGUUUGAAUACAAUUUCCAUAUCCUAAUCUAUACACACAGAGACAAGUUUUGAAGGGGGGUAGAUCUUGCUGCUGCUUCCAGUGUCUAUCCUGAGCUAUAGAGUGCCAACAGGAUUUUUGAGGUUCAGGAUAAUGUAAGUUGAUUGGUCCAUCCACAUAUUAAGAUGGCGAGUAGCUGAGCUCUGAGUGGCACUUUGCCUUGCGGAAGGCUCAGCCUUCCCCAUUAGGAAAAGCGUAUUUUUUAUUUUAUUUUUAGAGCAGGAAAUGCUAGAAAACAAUGGGCUUGUGCAAAAGAUAGAGGGUUUCAGGACCCUGUUCCCCUCCCCACAGCAAAGCACCUGAUUUAGUGACUUUUAAAGAAAGGGCGACCUUUGCAGGGAUGAACAAUAAUCUUUAGUUGACAGUCCUGCAUUGCAGGGGGGGGGGGUUGGACUAGAUGACCCUCUGGGUCCCUUCCAACUCUAUAGUUCUUUGAUUUUAUGAAAAAAAUGCCUGCCUCUUACAGCGGAUGCCGUAGAAUGCAGAGUGUGCGAUGGAUGGCACGAAGUGAGUUCAUGUUGGCCUCUAUACCGCAGAUGUCCUGGAGUUAAGUGCUCAAAGAAAAUUGUAUAUGAUGGUAAGGAGCCUAUUUUCCCCACUCCCCCUCUUUUCCCAGGUUCCCUCUCGUAGGUUUGACUAGGCUGACCUAAUGUCAAGGAGGACACAGGGGUUUGUGAGAACACAAAGGCAGCUCUGCUGGAUCAUCCCCAAAGUCCAGCUGGCUCAGCAUUCUGUUCCCACAGUCGCCACAUACACGUACAUGUGCACACACUAUGAAAAGCAUAACAGUAAUGGACUUGCAAAGUGCUCUCAGAUGCAAAACUGUUGUCCAAUUUUGCAUCUGAGGAGUUACACAUUAGGAAUGUGCACAGGCUUCAAGAUGCACCUCGUAUCUGUAUCCGAACAUCUUAAAUAAUUCUAACUUGCUCUUUGUAAUAGUAGUAGUAGUAGUAGUAAUAAUAAUAAUAAUAGUAAUUUAUUAUUUAUACCCCACCCAUCUGGCUUGGUUUCCCCAGCCACCCUGGGUAGUCUUCACUUUAGUUGUGCUCCAGGUUCUGGGCCUCAAUGUGUUUAACAAAGCCCCAUGUACCACAUUUACAUGGCUGGAGUUUUUCCACCUUUGGACCAAAGUAUAUGCCAAAGUAGGGAUGCGGGUGGCGCUGUGGGUUAAACCACAGAGCCUAGGACUUGCCGAUCAGAAGGUCGAUGGUUCGAAUCCCCGCGACAUGGUGAGCUCCCGUUGCUUGGUCCCUGCUCCUGCCAACCUAGCAGUUUGAAAGCAUGUCAAAGUGCAAGUAGAUAGAUAGGUACCGCUCUGGCGGGAAGGUAAACGGCGUUUCCGUGCACUGCUCUGGUUUGCCAGAAGCGGCUUAGUCAUGCUGGCCACAUGACCCGGAAGCUGUAUGCCGGCUCCCUCGGCCAAUAAAGCGAGAUGAGCGCCGCAACCCCAGAAUUGGUCACGACUGACCUAAUGGUCAGGGGUCCCUUUACCUUUACCUAUAUGCCAAAGUACACAUUUUAAAAACAAAAAACAACAAAAAAGUUUCCUUCUCAUAAGCAUCCUGCAGCAUAGCACCAAGAGCAGAGCUCUGGCCGCCGUUUCCCCUCCUUCCCAGGAACACCAUUGUCUCCAUGCUCACAUGGAUCCACUAGUUUUGGAAAUGAUUCAGUCCUUGACAGAUUCAGUGCCUCUUGGAAGAAAGGGAAGCAGCAGCAAGUGGGCCACAAAGGUUCUACAAUGUUUCCUGCUUCCAUACAACCAAAGCAGCUAGCAAACAGACAGAUAUUUGAAAAUGGACAGAUCACUGAUUAAUACGCUCCACGAUGGCUAUCAAGUUUACACCUCAACACAGGCUUCAAAGAAGGAAACCGAGGUGCAAGAUGAACACUCAAGCCCUUCAAGAUCCUAUUAAGUGGGAUUGCUUCCACAUGACUCUUAAGGACCAUCUGCUUUCAGAGUUCCCUGAUAACAUUGAGGAACACUAGAACAAGCAAAAAACAUCCAUUAUUGCAGCUUGUGAACAAACUAUUGGAUACCAAACCAAGAAACACCAGGACUGGUUUGAUGAGAAUGACAGUGAGAUUGAACACAUGAUUGACAAGAAAAGGAAGGUCUUUCAGAUCUGGCAAAGAGAUAGAAACUGAGCCAUUAAGAAAAAAAAAAGCCUAUGCCAACGCUAAGGCUGAGGUUCAAAGAAGAAGCAAAGAACUAAAGAACACCUGGUGGAUUAAAAAAACUCAAGCGAUCCAGCACUUAGCUGACACUCAUGAUGCACAGAGUUUCUUUAAAGCCACAAAGACCAUCUAUGGGCCAAUAAAUCAUGACAUAUGCCCACUACGCUCAGCAGACAGUACCACACUUCUAAAAGAUAAAGAAGCUAUUGCAUUGCACUGGAAAGAACAUUACCAGCAUCUCCUUAACAGCAUCUGCCCUGUAGCUGCUGAAGUCCUCUCACAAAUUCUGCAAAAACAAGUUAGAGAUGAGCUUGCAGUAUCUCCAAAUCUGGGAGAGUUGUGUACAGCUAUUAACCAAAUGAAAAGCAACAUAAAGUUCAAGAAAACCUAACACCUUAUAUAGCUGAGAUCAUAAUAAUGUGUUUUCUUUAUUAUUGUAUACUCAUUCAACUGAGUUUUACUCAGAGGAGACAGAUUAAAUUUAAUAGAUAAUUCAUUUCAAUGAGUCCAAUUUGAGGACUCAGCCACAUUAGUAAAAAAAAACAAUGUGUUGAAUGCGUUAUAAACACGCAACACUGGAGAGCAAAAAAACUUUCUUUGUGAUUUUACACAGCGUUUCUCCCCCUUUUGUUAUAGCGAUUUAAUUUCUGACUUAUAUAUAGUGGGGUUUUUUCCUGUGUAGAUCCACCCAGAGUAAAACUAAUAAUAAUAAUAAGAAGAAGAAGAAGACACUGAAAGAAAUAAAGACCAGAUAUAAUUGGACCACCUGGAGAUUUUGUACAAGCAAAUCAAGAUGAAUAUUCAGUAAAUGAAAGAUAGAUCCCCUUUCCUUAAUAAUAAUUAAGCAUAGCAGGUUGAAUUUUUACCUCAGGCUCUCAGUACACUUGGUCAUGUAAUUGUUCACUGGCUGGCAAGUGCAGACUGCCAGCAGCAGUAUGAAAAACACCUGCCAUUUCUCACUGAAAAACAGAAUAUCAGAAAUAUUUUACCCAACCCUACUUUGAAUAGAUGGACUCAAGCCUGCUGCUGUGGGGAUUCCAAGGCCUAUUAGUCUAAGAUGGACUAUGCAAUUGUGUAGAAACAGUACUAGAAGUUUUGCUUCAUUAUGUUCUUGAAUGUCAGUUCUGUUCUAACAUUAAAUUAGAACACUUGCUUAAGUGCAUGGAAACCCUGGAGUGUGGUAGGAAAAAGUAAGGUUUCUGUUACAAGGAACAAGUAAGUAUGUCAUAGUAAAGACUUCCCGUCUUAGGAAAAAGUUAUUUGGAAUCAUUUGUAGAGAACCGAGGGUGGGGAUUUGGAGUUUUCAGGACAUAAAUGUAUUGUGAUAUAUCUCUCCUGCCUUCUAACACAUUUUAUGGUAAUGAUUAAAUUUUAGUAGUUUUUGCAAAAUGGUAAAAAAUAAAAUAAAAUUCUGUUUUAGCCCUAUUUUAAUGGGGAGUUUUUAAAAGACGCCUUCCUUUUAUGUGGCACUUCUGAUGCCCUUAUUGGUAUACAGUGGAACCUCGGGUUAAGAACUUAAUUUGUUCUGGAGGUCCGUUCUUAACCUGAAACUGUUCUUAACCUGAGGUACCACUUUAGCUAAUGGGGCCUCCCGCUGCCGUUGCGCUGCCGCCGCACGAUUUUUGUUCUCACCCUGAAGCAAAAUUCUAUAACCUGAAGCGUCUGUAACCUGAGGUACCACCGUAUUCUCUUUGAACUAAUUCGAUAGAAUUGUAUUCGUUCGUUCAUCAGUUAACAUGAACACUCUUUUUUUCAAUUUCUAGUCAAAACUGGGAAAAAGUUAAGCCACCACUUGUCCUGUCAUUACAACGGCCCGGGUUUGAGGUGCGGACAAAAGUAUGUUUAUAAGCGCACAAGAGUGGACUACCUUUGCUGUGACACCGACGUCUGUUUUAAAACUUAAUCUAAGGCCAUAGGAGCCAACUCCAAGGGACCAAGGGCCCUUCAGCCCCUGCCCCCAAUUAAAAUAUUUGAAGUCCCCCCCAAAUGUUGAUGGGCAUUGUCAUUUAUAUGUGUGUGUGUGCUGCGUCAUGUGGUUGAUUAUGUGGGACUGGGCUUACCUGUCCCUCCCCCAACAUUUUAUUCAAGUUGGCACCUCUGUCUAAGGCACAUAUAACAUUAAGAUAAUAACUCAUUUCCCUUCCCCACAGCAGAAGCCAUUGCGAUGCAAGUGACAAACAGACGUUUGUCCCUGUAAACAGGGACUUUUUUUGGGGGGUGGGGCAAACCAACUGAAUUUUCCCCCAUCACCAUCAUCUCCCUCUACAAACUGGAGCCUGACUGUGGUGUGUACAGCCUUCUGUAUUCAUGGAGGAGCCCCACACAUUUUAAAGCAAUGAUUUUUCAGAGUCCUAAACACAUGACGAGACUUCAUGAGCACAGGUGACAGCACUUCGCAGUGCGUGGUUCCCAGCAUCAGAAUGGCAGCCUAUCAACUGCUGUGAAUCAAUUCUUACUCUGUUCACAACUUUGCUCCUUCUUCCUGCUCCAGAGCAGAGGAGCGCUCGUUUGUGUUCACUCGUUUACACCGUCUGUCAUUGUCUAUUGUUCAAAAAAGAACACCUCCCCCGCAAAAAAAAGUAAGUGCAUAAUUCUCUUAGAGGGAAUGGGGUGUUCCUUCGUGAGGUGAUAGUCACUGGCCAAGCGGUGCUGUAUACAUUGUGCUUUGCUGGAAAGACAGAAGCUCAGCUCUCGCAGGCCCUGCUGCACUAAUCUCACACCCGACUUCACUCACGACCAACACUUUGGGUUGCCAGUUGCUUGUGUGGCUGUUUUGCAGAAUUGUCCGCUGAAGGGUACACCACAUAUACUCUGAACAAAUUGUGGAACGUGGGAGGUGCCCAGUGGUAGCACACUGAGGUUAAUGAACACGGCUAACUUAGGUUCCACUAUGCUUUACUCACCUACUGAAGCUAAUGGACCUAGCCUAGCCACUCUGAGUAGGAACUAAUUAAACACAACCCCAUGGCAUUGAUAAUAUUUGCCUUUCUACUUCUGGCAUAGCAAGUGUCUCCCUGAGUUCUAGGAGCACAGUGGUCAUUGGUCAGUCCUUAACUGACUUGUUUGGGUAUUUCAUACAGUGGUGUGUGGUCAGUGGACUAUGGAGACUAGACUAGUCCCCUCAAUGUUCCUGGUAAAUUGGAGCAUUGGCACCUCCUUCCCAAAGCACGGGAGGCUUCUGCUCAGCUUAGGGAGAGAGGCGCAAAGCUUACACUUGCGAUGUCAGGAUGUCACACACACAAAACGUCACGUCCCCCCAUCGCUCUCGCAAACUGGCACCUCUGGCCCGAACUGUUCCCCUAUAAAAAAUAUCACUGCACGCCACUGAUUUGAUCCUAUACUCAGUCAGGAUGUUCAGAGAUGGCGUUGGAGCCAAUUCUACUAUGACCUUUUAGGCUGCUAUCCGUUGGAUUCUGAAUAAAACUCUCCUCUGCGCUUGCAGAACUCUGGUCCUCUGAAUCUCUGUGAUUAGAGAGAAAUCUCUUUACUCUUUCCUUCCUGUUAAGAAUUCAUUGCCCUGUAACUGUAACACAAUAAAGCUUUUAACUAGUUUGGACUGUUGGAGCGUUCUAGGUGUUAAAUCAAAGAGUUAGAUAACCAUUACAAUUAUUGCUAGUUUUGUAAGUGAGACCACUUGUUUGUGCUAUUGUUAUUUUAUCUAAUGCUUUGAUUUCCCCCCUUCUGCUUUAAGUUUAAACCUUAAGUUGUAAUCCGCAUUCUUUUUUGUUCCCCAUAUUGUACCCUGAUUUUUCCUUGCAUGCCUUGUUCCUUAUAUUCUCCCUUCCUCGACAUUCACUUAUGUAUAACCUUCGUUUCCUUUGAGAAUAUUAGGCUUCCAUUUUUCUUAAAGUGAAAUGCAUGAACUGAUCUUCUGCUAUUGUCAUCGCAAAUAAAUAUUGAAAUCAGAUUUCAGCUUCUGGUUAUGUGUGGUCACAUCCUUUCACCCGCAGGAGGAAAAUAAGGACCUCACUUUCACACAUAAGGCAAGGGUUACGAGGCUGACAAGUGUCCAAGGGAAGUCGGUUCAUAAACUCUGACCAAUACACAAUAAGAACACAGGAAGAGGUUGCUGCAUCAUGUCAACAACCCAUCUUAGUCCAGCAUCCAGUUCUCACAGAGGCCAACUAGAUGCCCAUGAGAAACCCGCAAGCAGAAUUUGAGCACAAGAGCUCAGCCCAUUGCGGGGAUUCGAACCACCAACCUUCUGAUCGGCAAGCCCAAGAGGCUCAGUGGUUUAGACCACGGCGCCACACGUUUCCCCUACAGAGAAGCAUGGUGGGGGCUGAGCGGAUGACAGAAGCAGAUGAGUGAAAAAUAAAUGUUUAUAAAGAGAUACACCCAAAUGGAUCAAUCCUCAUGACAGGAAGUCAGCAGAAACACUCCCAGCACAAUUAAGUGACCUCCAUCCCAAGCCCCUGCCAGCGAAGGGGGAAGAAACCCUAAAACCAGAGAGCAGCUGUUUAGAAGGAGCUGUCCCAUGGCUCUACAAAUGGGAUCACUCCCAAGGAUCUUGGCAUUGCCACUUCAAGAGCGCUCACGCACAUCCCAUGGGGACAGAGAACGGGCAUACAUGGUGUCCAUAGCAACCACAGCACCGUCAACCAGUUGCCACCCACCAGCCCACCAUAGGCACGCCCCAUAACACAGCUGCAUGCGCCAACUCUGCAACGCAGCAUGACCCAGUAAACAAGUGCACAUGAAGCUCGUGACAGCUGCUGCAGGCACCCCAAACAUGCACUUGCACCGCCCAUCAACAGCACAUUUGAAAACAAACAAACACCCCGAAACCACACGGCACACACCAGGAGAUGUAAAAGGAAAGUUUAUUGCAAGCAGUCAGUGUGUUACAUCUACCUCCCUGAGGUUCAGCACUGGCACUCCACAGGGAUGUGUGUACUCGUCGUAUACAUAUGAUUGUAUUUCAUCUGAUCCAUCCACUGUAAUUAUUAAGUUUGCAGAUGAUACUACCAUAAUGGGUCUAAUUACAGGUGGAGAUGAAUCAGCAUACAGUGGGGAGGUUCAAAAAGCAUCUACAUGGUGCCUAGAGAAUAACUUGCACCUAAAUAUUAGCAAGACAAAGGAGAUGGUGUUGGACUUUCGGAGGAAGAGAGGAGAACUAGCCCCGUUGUAUAUCGGGAGGGGGGAGGCUGUGUCGGAAUCUUCACUCAGCCAAGCUGAUAAAGCUCAUUUUCCGGCUGAGCCUUCGUAAUCGCCCUCCCGAUGAAUAAUUAACGACCUGAGCCUCUGAUAAGGCCUCAGGCACAUUUCCAUCCAGCAGAGUUUCCAGCACAGGGAAGUGAUGAGAUUUAUGGCUACAUGCUAUGCUUUAUUUCUCACUACGCAGACAGCAAAGAAAUAUACAUCCUCUCUCUAUUAAAGCAGAGAGCAACUGAACAAAGGAACAGGAAACCACUAACGUCACAUCCCUUCUCCCCUCCCGUGAGACUUCCAACAGUCUGGAAGGUCUCUGGAAUGUAAACAGAGUCCUGUGAUUCCAAGCAGCUGCUCAGUGGCAAACAGAAACUAACAGGCUGUGUGGAGAAAGUCUCUUCCUUUAAAUUCCUGGGAGUUUACCUUAGUGAAGACCUCACUUGGAAAAACAAUAUAACUCAGGUGGUUAGGAAGGCCCAACAGAGACUCCAUUUCCUCAGGGUUUUGCGAAAGACCAAUAAUGUUAAACCACAAUUGAUGACCUCUUUCUACCGGUCCAUAAUAGAAAGUGUCCUCUCAUAUUGUAUCACAGUGCGGUACGUUGGUACGUUGGCUUGAAAGCAGCCAAAUAAUAAACCCAGCACUGUAAUAAUAAUAAUAAUAAUAAUAAUAAUAAUAAUAAUAAUAAUAAAUUAUUAUUAUUAUUAUUAUUAUUAUUAUUAUUAUUAUUAUUUACACCCCGCCCAUCUGGCUGGGUUUCCCCAGCCACUCUGGGCAGCUUCCAGCAAAAUAUUAAAAUACAGUAAUUCAUCAAAUAUUAAAAGCUUUCCUAAACAGGGCUGCCUUCAGAUGUCUUCUAAAAGUCAGAUAGCUGUUUAUUUCUUUGACAUCUCGUGGGAGGGUGUUCCACAGGACAGUUGCCACUACCGAGAAGGCCCUCUGCCUGGUUCCCUGUAACCUCACUUCUUGCAGUGAGGGAACCGCCAGAAGGCCCUCGGAGCUGGACUUCAGUGUACGGGCAGAACGAGAGGGGUGGAGACACUCCUUCAUGUAUACUGGGCCGAGGCCGCUUAGUUCAUACACAAAUGCUCUGCAACUCCCAUGACUCAUAAUCCUUCCUUCUCUUCAGUUCAUUAAAGUGCACAUACACCCAACGCCCAUGGCAGCAACUGCCUUCUGAAGGUUCCUUGGGCUGGAAGUAGAGCAGCACAGGUGAAACCAACCACCCCCUGUGGGCAAACAGAGUCUUUCUCUGGAAACAACUUCCUUAUGAGGGCUCCAGGGCUGGAAGCUGGGGCAAGACCAGUGGAAAAAGCUAUUACGUGCUGGUCAACAGAUUCACUCUUCCCUCCAUGCAAGUUGCCAAUUGCCUGCAAUGAUUAAUAGGAACUACUCCCGCACUUAUGCCAUCAAAUUCUACAGUGCCAACUUCCAAGCAUGGUUAAGUACUUUGAUUUUCUGACAUUAUUUAUUCAGUGCCAGAGCUGCAGUAGUAUCUGUGCAGCCAGAUAUUCAAGAUUUAACUACUCAAUUAAGAGAAUUGGCUGCCCCUAUGCUAGUGGACCAGGUUUAAGGAUGCUGUGUUGAUUUUCAAGCCUCUAAACAAUUUGGGUCCAAGAUAACUCAGGAACCAUCUAAUCCCUUAUAUACCUGCCAAAUAACUGAGGACUUUGAGGGGUUAGAAUUCCUGCUCCAUGUUUGCAGUCAUGGGAUUGUCGUCUAUCAUAUGACGAUAUAUGUUUUGACUCCACAGAGUGGGAAGUGACGGAGACAGGAUGUUUGUGUUACUGUGUUCCGUGCAGUGGGACUAUUGUCCUUUGUUCUUUUUCUCUUUGCUGUCUGAUGCUAGAGAGAGAGGGAGCCAUGUUGCAGUGCUCCGUACGUGUUUAUAUGUAAAUAAAGUAGAUUAGCCAAAAUGCUGAGUUGCUGAGGUCUGUCAUGUGAACUGCGCGGACUCUGCGGAUCCCUAAGUGUGCCAGUGUCUGUUGGCAGCGGUUGCUGUGAUGUUCGGGCUGAAGAAAGCUUUUGAAGCUCCUGAACGAUCGACCAGGAGGGAGGGAACAUGCCAAUCGGGCAUGUGUCUCUGCCGGGGUCCUACUCGAGUGUACGCUGAACUCCUGACAGUUAGUGGUCCCCCAUGGUUUGGAUCCACAGCUUAUACCCACCAAGAUACAGUAACACAAACAAAUCAUUUUCUUUUCCCACUACCCCAGUGAUUGAUGCAUCACCACAUCUAUACGUUGAUAGAUUAGGAAGAACUUUCUGACAGUAGGAGUUGUUUGAAAGUGGAGCAGACUCCUUUAGAAAGUGGCAGAGUCUCCUUCAUUGGAGGUUUGGAUGACCAUCUGCCAGAGGUUCUUUAAUUGAAAUUCCUGCAUUGCAGGGAGUUGGACUAUUGAGAUUCCUUCCAACUCUACAAGGCUAUGAUUGAUACAUUGGCAUCUAUAGCUAAUAUUGUGGAGCCACAAAACUCCAUGAAGAUGUGAAGGCGAGGCAUGAAAUCACCUGGUGUGGUUACAGGGACCUAUGUCUUUGAGUAUAGUCUAAAAUAGAUGCACUAUUGAUGGAACUCAAAUCAGUUAGCACAACCAUAGCAUACACGGGUGUUUCUCCAAGUCCUUGCAGUCAGCAUGGAACAUAAAAUGGCUUCACCCAACUGACUAACCAACCAGCCCGCCCCCACUUGCAAGCAUCAAUCGCAGCUUUGAUCCUGUGGGACUCGAUCAACCAAGAAAUAUGGAGGUGGACAGAAAGCCCACCAAAAGGAACAAGCAUUCCUUCAAUGUUGUAUAGCAUCUGGAAGCCACUGCUGCCUGGGACAUUCUGUAAAGUGUUCAGCUGGUUCCUCCUUAGCCCGUUCGUAUUUGUCUGAACAAUCAGUACAUUAGGCCCCAAACAGCCCAAGGGAACCGCUACCCACAUCCCCAUCGCUCUUCAGAACCACCCCAGCACAUUGCCAGAGGCUUCUCAUAUCUUUCAAGCCCACAAGGAUCACAUGUCCCAAGAAGCUAGGAAGGUUCCUCCCAUCCCUUUUAUAAAAGCUGUUUUGAACCUCGUCCUUCAAACCGUGGGGUGUGUUCCUUACUAGAAGCUGUGCUCCUGUUACAGCUUAUUGCCACAGAGCCAAGUGUGUCCCUCAGCUGUCAGCCUUCGGAAACCAGUCUCUCAGUGAGAAAAGAUUUUCCAAUGGGACAGAGCUUCUUUCUUGGUAAUCGGUGCCCACGUUGGGCUCAGGCCUGGCUGCUCGCAGUCUGUGCUCUACUUUGCCUCAAGUCCGGGGGUAAGUAUCAUCCCCAUCCCUCCUUACAAGAGGUAAAAGAAAAACAAGCCACUAGUUAAUGUAUAUAAUUUAUCUGCCUGUCUUCCUAAAGUGAAGAAACCCUGCAAGUGCUUUGAGCGGUGCUAUGGUCAGGCCUUCUGUGGUGGUGGUGGUUAAUUUCCAGGGGUUGUGCAUAUAAACAAAAUUGUACAAAGCCAAAGCAAUCCCCAGAACCACCUCCAGCCCCUAAGAGCUCUGAGUUAAGCCCUCCAGUUUACUUACUCGGGUCUUGAGAAGCCCCACUUCUUCCCACAGUUUCUCUUCUCCUCCCUCAGUCUUUUUCUAGCUGAUGCUGCCUCUGUCGUCUCCCUGCAAAGAUGCAGACCUUUUGUUUAGAAAGAAACUUUCUUCCACCCCAAGCCAUUUACUGGGUUCCUCUUUGCAUAUGGAAAACUGGUGAGGAGAGAGAUCUGUUAAGCCCUCCAGCUUGCUUACAGUACAGUGGGUCUCUUAACAGCUCCCUUCAUGCCAGGUUUCCCAUUCUGCUGCUCCACUCCUUUCCGGGGCGGCUGCUGCUGCUCUAGUAAUUGCCCUCACCCAAUGCACCCAGCCUGGGGGACAGGAUUCGGGUGGGUUGCUUUUUCAGAGCCAGCUGUGGAAAGGAAGAGAAGGGGCCUCUGUGUGUAGGGAGGGUGGGGGUGUUGCUCUGCCUGGACCAGCCACCAGCCCUUCUUUCCACCCACCCCACCCAUUUUCCAUUUGAUUCAUCAUUUCCCUGCCAAACUUGGGAUCACUUAAGUAAAGUCUGAAUAAGACGUGGCUUCCCUGUAUUGGCUUAGGCUGUGUGUGUUUGGGAUUCAACUGUUUCUGAAAGGCUAACUCUGUGAAUACACAAACUAACACGCCAGGGCUACGGACGUGUUGUUAUUGUUGUACACCACUCCAAUCUCUGAUCAGCGCAAGAUUUCAGGGGUUCCAGGCAUGCUAAACCAGGGUUUGUGUUUUAUUUUGGGAAUGAGGCACAGCGGCGACUGUGCUGUCUUUAUAACGUAAGGUUUAUUUAUACAUAUAUGCAAUCCGAGCCUACGAUGGAGGGGUUCAUGGCAUUGACACCCCAAAAGGGUCUUGCUCACAGGUCAGCAACCUUUUUCAGCUGUGGGCCGGUCCACUGUCCCUCAGACCAUGUGGUGGGCCAGACUACAUUGGGGGGGAGAGAACAAAUUCCUAUGCCCCACAGAUAACCCAGAGAUGCAUUUUAAAUAAAAGCACACAUUCUGCUCAUGCUGAUUCCCAGACCGUCCGUGGGCUGGAUUGAGAAGGUGAUUUGGCUGCAUCUGGCCCCAGGGCCUUAGGUUGCCUACCCCUGGUCUUGCUUAUCCCACAGCCGCAACUGUGGAUUCAAAACAGAAAUCAGCCACCAUGCUCUGGUCCUCUCUCUAACUUGCCUCCUUUACCGGAGUGCAACCUUUUUUCUCCAGGUAACAUCCCAGCCAACUCCGAAUAAUUUAAUUCAAAUUCUGCCUUUCUGUUCUAACAGAGGGAGGGGGCCCUCCCAUUUGCCACCUGGGAGUCUCCCCUCCCCCCCAUUGUCUGCCUGGCACAGAGCUUUGUUUCUUUGGAGCCACAACUUGGGACUCUCGGUCUAACCCCUAAUGAAGCUGAUGUGGCGAGUUUUAAAUAAGGGCAAUGUUUGCAGGGACAAAUAAUAAAACACAAUUAUUGGUCCUUUACAGCAGAUGCUAUAAUAUGCAGGUUUUGCUCCAAAUGGGACACAGAGGAGACAUGCACUCCAACUGAUCGUACAUGUACGGGAGACUUCUGUAUGAUUGGAGAAGUUUUUGAAGGUAAGUAGAUUUUCCUGUCUGUAUUCCUCCCUUUUGUAUGCCAUGACUAGGAUGACCUGAUGUUAUGGAGGAGAGAGAGGAGACCUGCUGGACUACAUCAAAGGUCCCUCUAGUUCAGAGCUUCCCAAACUGUGUCUCGUGACACAUUAGUGUGUCAGCUGCAGUGUGUCGCACAAACACUCCCACGCUCCUCCUGGGGUUGGAAAAGGGGUUAGUUUAACCUCUGGUUUGGUAGUAAAACUGAAUUAUGAAAUGAUGCAUGUCUAAAAAGUGUGUCACCAACAUGAAAAGUUUGGAAAGCUCUGCUUUAGUUCAGCAUUUGCAGUCUAGUAUCAGGAGCAGAGAGCGAUGGCUGCCAUUACCUCUCCUUUCAAGAGACACCAGUGUCCCCAUGGGUCAGAGUUCCACCAGGUUUGAAAAUAACAGCGUCCUUGCCAGGACCAAUGUCUCUUGGAGGAAAGAGCAGCAGGGUGUCACAAAAGUUCUGUAGGGCUUCUGUCUUCCAUGCCACCGAAGCAGCUAGCAGACUGACAGACACUUUAAAAUGGUAAGAGAGAGAAAAAAAAGGAAUACAGCAGCCAUGGUCUCAUCUCCCCUCAGACUGCUGUGGGAAUGCUAGCCUUGAAAUGGCUCAAAUUCCUGCACCCUCAGUUUGCCAAGGUUGAAAAAGGUGCCAAACUGUGAAGUCCAUCACCUUUCAUAAUCGGGCAUGACAAAAAUGCUGCUGAGGCAUUCCAGACUGAAAGCAGAAGGCCACAAAGUGUGGUGGGGAUGGGAGCAUGUGCCACGGGUGAGAUAAAUGGGCAGAUAACUCCGUCUAAGUAACUGUGGGGAAGCAACACUAGAAGAUUUGCCUCAUUGUGUCCUUGAAUGCCAGCCCUGUUCUUAUAUCAAAGCACAUCACACAUAGGGGGCCUUACGUGUUGUUGUUGUUUAGUCGUUUAGUCGUGUCCGACUCUUCAUGACCCCAUGGACCAGAGCACGCCAGGCACUCCUGUCUUCCACUGCCUCCCACAGUUUGGUCAAACUCAUGCUGGUAGCUUCGAGAACACUGUCCAACCAUCUCGUCCUCUGUCGUCCCCUUCUCCUUGUGCCCUCCAUCUUUCCCAACAUCAGGAAAGAACUUUUAACUGAGUUAAGAUUAAAAAAGGAUGUGUACAAAAAAUGGAAAAGGGGGGAAACCACCAAAGAGGAAUUCAAACAAAUAGCCAGCACGUGUAGACACAAAGUCAGAAAAGCUAAAGCACAGAAUGAACUCAGGCUUGCUAGAGAGGUUAAAAGCAACAAAAAAGGAUUUUAUGGGUAUGUUCGUAGCAAAAGGAAGAACAAAAAAACAGUGGGGUCACUCAGAGGAGAAGAUGGUGAAAUGCAAACAGGGGACACAGAAAGGGCUGAACUCCUCAAUGCCUUCUUUGCCUCAGUCUUCUCCGAUAAAGAAAACAAUGCCCGACCUGAAGAAUUUGGAGCAAAUGAUUCAGCAGAGGAAACACAGUCCAGAAUAACUAAGGAGAUAGUACAAGAAUACUUGGCUAGUUUAGAUGUAUUCAAGUCUCCAGGGCCAGAUGAACUGCAUCCAAGAGUAUUAAAAGAACUGGCAGAUGUGAUCUCAGAACCACUGGCAGUCAUCUUUGAGAAUUCCUGGAGAACAGGCGAAGUCCCGGCAGACUGGAGGAGGGCAAAUGUUGUCCCUAUUUUCAAAAGGGGAAAAGAGAGGACCCAAAUAAUUACCGCCCAGUCAGUCUGACAUCAAUACCAGGGAAGAUUCUGGAGCAGAUCAUUAAGCAAACAGUCUGUGAGCACCUGGAAAGGAAUGCUGUGAUCACCAAUAGUCAGCAUGGAUUUCUGAAAAAUAAGUCAUGUCAGACUAACCUGAUCUCGUUUUUUGACAGAAUUACAAGCCUGGUAGAUGAAGGGAACGCAGUGGAUGUAGCCUACCUUGAUUUCAGCAAGGCAUUUGACAAGGUGCCCCAUGAUAUUCUUCUAAAGAAGCUGGUAAAAUGCGGUCUUGACUAUGCUACUACUCAGUGGAUUUGUAACUGGCUGACUGACCGAACCCAAAGGGUGCUCAUCAAUGGUUCCUCUUCAUCCUGGAGAAGAGUGACUAGUGGGGUGCCACAGGGUUCUGUCUUGGGCCCGGUCUUAUUCAACAUCUUUAUCAACGACUUGGAUGAUGGACUCAAGGGCAUCCUGAUCAAAUUUGCAGAUGACACCAAACUGGGAGGGGUGGCUAACACCCCAGAGGACAGGAUCACACUUCAAAACGACCUUGACAGAUUAGAGAACUGGGCCAAAACAAACAAGAUGAAUUUUAACAGGGAGAAAUGUAAAGUAUUGCACUUGGGCAAAAAAAUGAGAGGCACAAAUACAAGAUGGGUGACACCUGGCUUGAGAGCAGUACAUGUGAAAAGGAUCUAGGAGUCUUGGUUGACCACAAACUUGACAUGAGCCAACAGUGUGAUGCGGCAGCUAAAAAGCCAAUGCAAUUCUGGGCUGCAUCAAUAGGAGUAUAGCAUCUAGAUCAAGGGAAGUAAUAGUGCCACUGUAUUCUGCUCUGGUCAGACCUCACCUGGAGUACUGUGUCCAGUUCUGGGCACCACAGUUCAAGAAGGACACUGACAAACUGGAACGUGUCCAGAGGAGGGCAACCAAAAUGGUCAAAGGCCUGGAAAUGAUGCCUUAUGAGGAACGGAUAAGGGAGCUGGGCAUGUUUAGCUUGGAGAAGAGGAGGUUAAGGGGUGAUAUGAUAGCCAUGUUCAAAUAUAUAAAAGGAUGUCACAUAGAGGAGGGAGAAAGGUUGUUUUCUGCUGCUCCAGAGAAGCGGACACGGAGCAAUGGAUCCAAACUACAAGAAAGAAGAUUCCACCUAAACAUUAGGAAGAACUUCCUGACAGUAAGAGCUGUUCGACAGUGGAAUUUGCUGCCAAGGAGUGUGGUGCAGUCUCCUUCUUUGGAGGUCUUUAAGCAGAGGCUUGACAACCAUAUGUCAGGAGUUCUCUGAUGGUGUUUCCUGCUUGGCAGGCGGUUGGACUCGAUGGCCCUUGUGGUCUCUUCCAACUCUAUGAUUCUAUGAUUCUAUGAUUCUAGGGUCUUUUCCAGGGAGUCUUCUCUUCUCAUGAGGUGGCCAAAGUAUUGGAGCCUCAGCUUCAGGAUCUGUCCUUCCAGUGAGCACUCAGGGCUGAUUUCCUUCAGAAUGGAGAGGUUUGAUCUUCUUGCAGUCCAUGGGACUCUCAAGAGUCUCCUCCAGCACCAUAAUUCAAAAGCAUAGGGGGCCUUACUUAAGAAGAUGAAAUACUGCAGAUAGGAUGAAAAUGAGGCUUCCUUUUUUUUAUUACAAGGAACAAACUGAUACGUCAUUUGGAAGUCAGCCUCUUUUGCAGUCUGAGGAAAAAGGUGUUUGCAACCUAUUUUAAACAAUUGCAGCAGAAAUUCUGAGAUUUAAGGAUAUGUAUUUAUUUUGACAUGCAUCGUUCACAUGUUGCAACUUUUAUUUUAAUGUUGACAUUGUAGUAGCUUUUGCAGAAUAAACUCGAGAUUCUGUUUUAGGUAUACCUUUAAAAAAAUGGAGUUGAAAAGUAUUUUAUUUUAACUUUAAAUAUGUUCUCUUCUGUUUUGAUACGUUCUGUGGACAAAGUCCACAAAGUUCUCAUCGUUCACUCGUUAAUACUAACACAAAUAUUUCCCCUUUUCUCUCCAGCUGGUACGGAUGAAUUUCUUCAAAUGCAAAAAUUCUGUGGCAAUUUCCCAUUAAAAUUCUUGUGUGGACAGGAAUGGCAUGAAUAUCGCAGAGAGAAAAUGACAUGCUGUUAUUACGACUACUGUUCUGAUGAAUAUCCUUAA